CCGGCCGCGCUCCCUCCCGGCGCCCGGCUUCUCCCAGCCAACACCCUGCGGCUGCGGCGGCCACCGCCCGGCAGCACCAUGGCAGAUCAGGCCUUUGUGACACUGACCACAAAUGAUUCCUACGCGAAAGGAGCCCUGGUCCUAGGCUCAUCUCUGAAACAGCACAAGACCACCAGGAGGCUGGUGGUGCUCACUACCCCACAGGUCUCAGACUCCAUGAGAAAAGUUUUAGAGACAGUCUUUGAUGAAGUCAUCAUGGUAGACGUUUUGGACAGUGGUGAUUCCGCUCAUCUAACCUUAAUGAAGAGGCCUGAGUUGGGAGUUACGUUAACUAAACUCCACUGCUGGUCACUUACACAGUAUUCAAAAUGUGUGUUCAUGGAUGCAGAUACCCUGGUCCUAGCAAAUAUUGAUGAUCUCUUUGAGAGAGAAGAAUUGUCAGCAGCACCAGACCCAGGGUGGCCUGACUGCUUCAAUUCCGGAGUCUUUGUUUAUCAGCCUUCGGUGGCAACAUACAAUCAGCUGUUGCACAUGGCUUCUGAGCAAGGUAGUUUUGAUGGUGGGGACCAGGGUUUACUGAACAUGUUUUUUAGCAGCUGGGCAACAACAGAUAUCAGAAAACACCUGCCAUUUAUUUAUAACCUAAGCAGCAUUUCUAUAUACUCCUACCUCCCAGCAUUUAAAGCGUUUGGUGCAAAUGCCAAAGUUGUGCAUUUCCUGGGACACAUCAAACCAUGGAAUUACACUUACGAUGCUAAAACAAAAAGUGUCAAAAGUGAGUCCCAUGAUCCCACCAUGAUUCACCCAGAGUUCCUCAGCCUGUGGUGGGACAUCUUCACCACCGACGUGCUGCCGGUGCUCCAGCAGUUUGGCCUGGUCAAAGACACCCAGUUGUCCCUGGACACGGAAGAUGUCUCAGGAGCCAUAUCACAUCUGUCCCUCGGGGAGAUCUCGGCUACAGCACAGCCUCUUGUAUCCUCAGAAGAACGGAAGGAGAGGUGGGAACAAGGCCAGGCUGAUUACAUGGGAGCAGAUUCCUUUGACAACAUCAAGAGGAAACUUGACACUUACCUCCAGUAGUAACACUGCCAUGUUUCCGUGGACACACACACACUUCACAGGCACUUUUUUCUGAUACUUAGUAUCUAGAGCUAGGUCUGUUACAGUCGCUAGAGGGUUUUACUAAAAGUCAUCAUGUAAGGGAUUUUUGUAGGACAACAGAUGAGAACUGGACAGAAGUUAUGAAGUGGCUGUGUUGUUAAACGGACAGUAUUCUGGUGGGUUUUUUUAACCCUAGGCUUAUUCAGCUAAUGUUUCAGAAAUUCUCAGUUAAGCCAAUUGCCAACUUAUGUGGUGAGGGAAACUCAAUCUUAAACUAUUGAGGUGGCUAUAUCAGCUCUUAAAAUGUGUUGAGCCAGGUGCCAAAUCAGUCUCUCUUCAGAUGAGACACAGUAUCUGUCUCAUGCCUGCGUGUUGUACCUUCACUAGACGUGCAUUUGAGAAUUGUCCAGGGGCUGCAGAGUGAUUGUAAUUCUGCUUUGAGGUGAAAACAGCCUGUAAUAACAUUGCUGAGUGAUUCAUAGACAUAUCAACAAAUGACAUUAACCCAUUUCUUUCCUAGUCUUAGUAUCUGAAGAUGUUCACCAAUUUUCCAUGUACAGUGAGGCAGCAUGCUAACAUGCUUUUGUUCAGUUCUGUAUAUCUGAAAACAGCAGUGUGUUCCUUGAUGGUACCUGCAGUGGCACCUUGUAUGAAAAAUAAAGACUUAUCACCA
Artibeus jamaicensis (Jamaican fruit-eating bat) is the source of this 1774-nucleotide messenger RNA. RefSeq names its product glycogenin 1 (gene GYG1). The coding region runs from base 79 to 1080 and encodes 333 amino acids. The record is from RefSeq and is a predicted model, not a curated record. Gene Ontology annotation, molecular function: glycosyltransferase activity. Lineage: Eukaryota; Metazoa; Chordata; Mammalia; Chiroptera; Phyllostomidae. Gene Ontology annotation, cellular component: cytoplasm. The transcript has 7 exons.